UGGUGCAGUGCUCUCUGACUGUUCCCCGCAGCGAGCGGUCCACUGUGUGUUGCUGUGGUUAGCUAACAGCAGUGGGCACUGAAGGGUCAUGGCACUCAACGUCGUGCUGGACGGUCCGGCACCCUGGGGCUUUCGCCUGACGGGGGGGAAGGACUUCAACCAGCCCCUGACCAUCUCCAGGAUCACUCCGGGUAGCAAAGCCGCCGUCGCCAACUUGUGCGCCGGCGACGUCAUCCUGGCCAUCGAGGGAUUCCCGGCCUCGGACCUGCUGCACAGCGAAGCCCAGAACAAGAUUAAAGAGUCCACCAGUCAGCUCCGUCUCACUGUGGAAAGGAAUGAAACCAGACUGUGGACGCCUCGUGUCAUGGAGGAGGGCCGAGCUCAUCCGUAUAAAAUCAACCUCGAAGCAGAGCAGCAGGAGUUCAAACCCAUUGGCACCGGUCACAACCGCAAAGCUCAGCCGUUUGUCGCUGCGGCAAACAUCGAUGAGAAGCGCCAGGUGGUCAGCACGGCCUACAACACGCCCAUAGGCCUCUACUCCUCGGGUAACAUCCAGGACGCCAUGGAGGGUCAGAUCCGAGGGAUCUUCCCCACGAAGCCUGACAGUCCCAGGACUCUGAGCAGCAUCGAGGAGUCUGACGUCUACCGGAUGCUGCAGCAGGACCAGGAGGAUCCUCAGGAGCCUCGACAGUCUGGCUCCUUCCGAGCGCUGCAGGACUUUAUUGACAGUGAUGGCACACGUCCCAUUGUGACCAGGACAGUCAAAGCCCCGAUGAACAAACCGACGCCACCCACAGGAAACCUGCAGAAACUGCCCGUCUGCGACAAGUGUGGGAAUGGGAUCGUGGGCACGGUGGUGAAGGCUCGGGACAAAUAUCGCCACCCCGGCUGCUUUGUGUGCACCGACUGUGACGUCAACCUCAAGCAGAAGGGAUACUUCUUCGUGGAGGGGCAGCUGUACUGUGAGGCCCAUGCUCGGGCCAGAAUGAGACCACCAGAGGGACACGACCUGGUCACGACUUAUCCGACUGCGUAGAUACCCCCUCCUCCUCCUCCUCCUCCUCCUCCUCCUCCUCCUCCUCCUCCUCCUGCCAGCAAAGACACAAGCACUUACACAGGCAAACACCAACACACUUCAGCACACACUCCUCAGUCGUACGUGGAAGGGGUCCUCUGCACUUUGAGGUUGUCCGUGUGCAGUCACUUUUCAGUGAGGAUCCUGUAGGUAACUCCCACAUCUAGGAACAUUUCACAGGUUUGUAAAGGUCCCACACGAAGAGACAACAGAACUGGUCUCUGUGUUUCUUGCUGGUUUCUCACAGUCUGAUGUCCUUUCAAUAAAGACCCUCUGUUCCUACUGU
Molecule: messenger RNA, 1361 nt
Organism: Pleuronectes platessa (European plaice)
Lineage: Eukaryota; Metazoa; Chordata; Actinopteri; Pleuronectiformes; Pleuronectidae
Product: PDZ and LIM domain protein 3
Exons: 7
Coding region: 89-1036 (315 amino acids)
Biological process (GO): actin cytoskeleton organization; heart development; muscle structure development
Cellular component (GO): adherens junction; Z disc; stress fiber
Molecular function (GO): actin binding; muscle alpha-actinin binding
Source: RefSeq, a predicted model, not a curated record